CAGAUUUGAUAGAUGCCCACUGUUUCCUUCAUUGUUCGGCAGGCCGCUGUGAAGGGACACCACCUUUUCCCUUUUUCCAAGAUGGCUCAAGAUUCAGUAGAUCUUUCUUCUGAUUAUCAGUUUUGGAUGGGGAAGCUUUCCGUAUGGGACCAGGCCUCCACUUUGGAAACCCAGCAGGACACCUGUCUUCACCUGCCUCAGUUCCAGGAGUUUCUAAGGAAGAUGUAUAGAGCCUUAAAAGAGAUGGAUUUUAAUACAGUCAUUGAAAGAUUCCCCACCAUUGGUCAACUGCUGGCAAAAUCUUGCUGGAAUCCUUUUAUUUUAGCAUAUGAUGAAAGCCAAAAAAUUCUAAUAUGUUGCUUAUGUUGUCUGAUUAACAAAGAACCACAGAAUUCUGAAGAAUCAAAACUUAACUCCUGGAUACAGAGUUUAAUAUCUCAUAUACUUUCAGCAUUCAGAUUUGAUAAAAAAGAAGUUGGUCUUUUCACUCAAGGUCUAGGGUAUGCGCCUGUAGAUUACUAUCCUGGUUUGCUUAAAAAUAUGGUUUUAUCAUUAGCGUCUGAACUCAGAGAGAAUCAUCUUGAUGGAUUUAACACUCAAAGGCGAAUGGCUCCUGAACGAGUAACAUCCCUGUCACGAGUUUGUGUCCCACUUGUUACUCUGCCAGAUGUUGAACCCCUGGUGGAGGCUCUGCUCAUCUACCAUGGACAUGAACAUCAGGAGAUCCUCUGGCCUGAGUUCUUUGACGCCGUAAAUGAGGCAUUUUUGCAGAAGAAGAUUUCUCUCCCCACGUCAGCUAUAGUCUGCCUGUGGCUUCGGCACCUUCCCAGCCUUGAAAAAGCAACGCUGCAUCUUUUUGAAAAGCUAAUCUCCAGUGAGAGAAAUUGUCUGAGAAGGAUCGAAUGCUUUAUAAAAGAUUCAUCGCUGCCUCAAGCAGCCUGUCACCCUGCUAUAUUUCGGAUUGUUGAUGAAAUGUUCAGGUACGCACUCCUGGAAACGGAUGGAGCUCCGGAAGUACUAGCCACUGUUCAAGUGUUUACACAAUGCUUUGUGGAAGCUCUGGAAAAAGAAAACAAGCAGCUGAAAUUUUCACUCAAGACCUACUUUCCUUAUGCUUCUCCAUCUCUUGCCAUGGUGCUGCUGCAAUACCCUACAGAUACCCCACAGGGACACUGGCACCAGCCACUGAAGCAUAUUUCUGAGCUGCUCAGAAAAAUUGUUGAAGACCAGACUUGUGGGUCCUGUGGAGGCCCCUUUGAGAGCUGGUUUUUGUUCGUUCACUUCGGAGGAUGGGCCGAUAUGGCAGUCGAGCAGUUACUGAUGUCAGAAGCCGAACCCCCUGCGGCCCUGCUGUGGCUCCUGGCAUUCUACUACAGCCCAUGUGACGGGAGUCAGCAGAGAGCACAGACCAUGGUGGAGGUGAGCGCAGUGCUCGGCUGCCUGCUGAGGCUGUCCAGAAGGGCCACCCUCUCAGCCGGGGACCUGCUGGCGGCAGCGGGCGAGGGCAGAGACGCAGACCCCGGGCCACCCGUACCGCAGCUCCUCAGGCGCCUCCUCCUCACCUUCCUGCUCCGGGUUCCUGGAGGCCACGCGAUUGCCCGGGACACCAUCGCCCUGAUGGCACACACUGAUGAGAUAACCCACGAGAUUAUUGGUUUUCUUGACCAGACCUUGUACAGAUGGGAUCGUCUUGGCAUCGAAGCCCCUGGGGCAGGAGAACUGGCCAAAGAGCUCCUUAAAGAGCUGCACGCUCAAGUCCAGCAAAGAAUGUAGACCAUGUGGGUGCCACGUGUGGGA
This is a messenger RNA of Propithecus coquereli (Coquerel's sifaka), 1797 nucleotides long. It is a transcript of the gene FANCC, whose product is annotated as Fanconi anemia, complementation group C. NCBI's taxonomy places the organism in Eukaryota, Metazoa, Chordata, Mammalia, Primates, Indriidae. Gene Ontology annotation, biological process: nucleotide-excision repair; cellular response to oxidative stress; interstrand cross-link repair. The record is from RefSeq and is a predicted model, not a curated record. Gene Ontology annotation, cellular component: Fanconi anaemia nuclear complex. The transcript has 14 exons. The coding region runs from base 13 to 1773 and encodes 586 amino acids.